Capsicum annuum is the source of this 858-nucleotide messenger RNA. RefSeq names its product glycine-rich cell wall structural protein 2-like. Lineage: Eukaryota; Viridiplantae; Streptophyta; Magnoliopsida; Solanales; Solanaceae. The transcript has a single exon. The coding region runs from base 22 to 729 and encodes 235 amino acids. The record is from RefSeq and is a predicted model, not a curated record.
AACUCUAUUGAUUCGUCCCUCAUGGAUUCGAGGAACUAUAUGCUUGGGGAAGAUAAGUCAUUUUACCACAUCUUUGCUUAUGGUGAAGACCCGAGUGAGGGUGGGGGGGAAGCGUCAGGAGAGGGUUCUGGUUCUGGUUAUGGGGAAGGGUAUGGUGAAAGAGAAGAUAGUGAUGGUGAUGGCGGUAGUGAUGGAGGAUAUGGAGGUGGUGGAGGCAGUGGUGAAGGAACCGGAGAUGAUGGUUCUGGUAGUGGAAGUGGUUAUGGUUAUGGUAAUGGAACAGGAGCAGGUGUAGGAGGAUAUGGAGGUGGUGGAGGUAGUGGAGAAGGAAGAGGAGAUGGUGGUUCAGGUUAUGGUUAUGGUAAUGGAACUGGAGCUGGUACAGGAGGAUAUGGAGGUGGCGAAGGUAGUGGUGAAGGAAGAGGAGAUGGACCGGAUGGUGGUUCAGAUUAUGGUAGUGGAAGUGGUUAUGGUUACAGUAAUGGAACUGAAGCUGGUGUAGGAGGAUAUGGAGGUGGUGGAGGCAGUGGCGAAGGAAGAAGAGAUGGUGGUUCAGGUUAUGAUAGUGGAAGUGGUUAUGGCUACGACAGUGGAACUGGAUCUGAUGCAAGAGGAACUGAAGAAGGCAACUAUGCUGGUGGUAAGGGCAUGGGUGGGGGCAAUAGAUACCAUGAACAGAAGCCAAUACAUGCAUGCAGUACUAGUCAUGAUGCAUGCAUGGAUUACUAGCCAUGCAUGAGUAGACUACUCAUGCAUCCUUCUAUUUUAUUUUUUUUUCCUUUUCCUUUUUCAAUCUCAAUUAUGUAUCUCUUUUCAAUGCCUUCUCUUUUUAGUCAUCCUUAUGGAUAUUUAUUAAGA